Molecule: messenger RNA, 1724 nt
Organism: Siniperca chuatsi (mandarin fish)
Lineage: Eukaryota; Metazoa; Chordata; Actinopteri; Centrarchiformes; Sinipercidae
Gene: fdx2
Product: ferredoxin 2
Exons: 5
Coding region: 85-675 (196 amino acids)
Biological process (GO): P450-containing electron transport chain; positive regulation of oxidoreductase activity
Cellular component (GO): mitochondrion
Molecular function (GO): 2 iron, 2 sulfur cluster binding
Source: RefSeq, a predicted model, not a curated record
UCCUCUGCUGUCAGAGAAGUACGUCACAGCAAAUACGUCUCUUUUCCUAUUGGCCGCUUUCGGCCAUGUGACCAAAACAGAAUCAUGGCGGCCUCCGCUGCUGUCCGGUCGAGCGUGGGGCUGACUUUCAGACUUUCUCGAGUAAUACCGGACUGUAGCACAUGUCCCCUCUACAGGUUAAAGAGCUGUGUGAGCAGCGUGGCUAAUUUACAAAGGAUAGCUUCUUCUGAUCGCUUCCGGACGAUAAGUCGACACUUGCAGACGAGUAUAGGUCUUCACCAAAGUGAGGAGGGGAGCUCCAAUGCAGAGGACCCAGAUGAUGUGGUGAAUGUGGUGUAUAUAGAUCGGUCUGGCCAGAGGAUCCCAAUUAAGGCCAAAGUGGGAGAUAAUGUCCUGUAUCUGGCUCACAAGCACGGAGUUGACCUGGAAGGAGCCUGCGAGGCAUCACUGGCCUGCUCAACAUGUCAGGUCUACGUGAGUGCUGCCCAUUUUGACAAACUGCCAGAACCCGAUGAGAGGGAGGAUGACAUGUUGGACAUGGCGCCCAUGCUUCAGGAGAACUCCCGGCUGGGAUGCCAGAUCAUUCUCACUCCAGAGCUUGACGGCAUUGAGCUCACCUUGCCGAAAGUCACCAGGAACUUCUACGUGGACGGCCACGUUCCCAAACCUCACUGAAAGGACGCACAGAUGAUGAAGAGGGGAACUGGAGGAAGAUGAGAGGGUGUCGCUGUGCUGCCCCUUGAGUGAGGGAGCAUCCAUGAAGAGAUGCAUGGCCAGGAUAGCAAAGUCCGUAGCAACUCCCAAGACGUCUUGCAGACUGACAAAUUCCACAGUUAACCAAUGACAGGACAGGCCUAAAGAUGAGAUCAGGCAGGGUCAGACACUAUAUAUGAGUCUCACUGAAGGUGAAAUUUAUGGUUUAACUGACAAUGUAUUUAUUUAUGUGGUGAGUUCUCAGGCCAGCAUUAAGACACUAUUCAAUCUCAAACUUUGUUAAAACACCAGGCAAUUUAAGAGACAUUUCAUGUUUGUGUUAUACAUUGCAGAGCACGUUUUAACAAAGUUUUGCUUUGUGUCAUUUAAUGAAACAUUCCUUGUUACAGCUCAUAUACGCACAAGUAUCACAAGAUGUUCUCAAUCAUUUCUGCUAGUCUAUCAUUGUCACCCUGAUUCACUUGUCAGAUAUUGUAUGCAUAGUGUUUACUUUCAUUUUUAUGUACCAAGCUCAUUUGUAGUUGUUGUGAUGGCUAAUCAAUAAGUACCCACUGAAUAUAGUUAGCCCUGCAUGGUACUGAAGCCAGACACAGAAGAAGAAGCCAUAUAUUAGAGUGAAGUGUAUUUGAAAGACAGAAUUGCCGGAAGCUUUAAGCUCUUAACAAAAUAAAUCAAAAUUUAGACUGUUGAAACUUACUAACUCAAUAUAAACAUUUCAAAACAUUCAAGUGAAUUGUAUUUUAAGUGUUGGAUGGAAAAUGCAUUUUAAAGCACUUCCUGUUUGGUGCCAGUGAUUAAGGCUUGAUCAGUUGAUCUGGUUCAGGUGUGGUUUGAUCCAGAGCAGGAUGGAGGUGGAGACAAGUUACCAUGGAAUGAGUUUACCACAUCUACCCAUUACCUAAGUCUACUGUACUUGUCCAACUUACGCACAAAUGUAAGUAGAGUGUAUAUUAUGUUUUAGGAAUUGCAAAUAUUUUAAGUUGUGCAAUAAAAUCAGUUUUUAAAAGUUA